AUGACUAUGAAAUACACCAAUAUUACCAAUAUAAAGGAUUUUAUUAUCACUGGAUUUCCUGGACUUCCUCCUGAAUAUUAUGGUCCCGUGUCUGUGCUUCUUCUUCUGGUUUUUCUCGCUAUUGUGAUUGGAAAUGGUUUCACUAUAGCUGUAAUCAUUUGUGAGCGUACUCUGCACAAACCAAUAUAUGUGAUCUUUUUUAACCUUGCAAUGACAGACAUGUGCUUCGGCAUGGUAACUCUUCCAAAAAUCAUAGCCAGAUACUGGUGGAAAGACAUGAUAUCUUCAUUUGGAGCUUGCUUUACACAGAUGUAUUUUGUUCAUUCUUUGGGAGCUACUCAUUCUUUCAUUUUGCUGAUGAUGGCUUUGGAUCGCUUUGUUGCCAUAGGGUUUCCAUUCAAAUAUCCAGUUAUAUUUACAAACAAAGCAGUGUCUGUUGCUUGUACCAUGUGCUGGGUUUUAACAUUCAUGCGUGUGUUGGGAACUGUGUUCCAUGCCUUGACUUUGCCUUACUGUGACCAAAAUAUUAUCAUGCAGUGUUACUGUGAUCAUGUAUCAAUAACUCGGCUGGCAUGUGGCGAUGAUGUGGCAUAUGUGAACAGUGUUGCAGUUGCUAAUUCAAUGGUCACUCUCCUGGUUCCUUUAACAGUCAUAAUAUUAUCUUAUUUUUCUGUCAUCAUAGCUGUUCUUACUAUGUCUCACACUGAGAGGCAUCACAAAGUGCUGUCCACUUGUGCUCCUCAGAUCUUUAUUACCUGCCUUUACUAUGUGCCGAGAUGUUUUGUUUAUCUCGCUAACCUUGUGGGGUUUAAUUUCAGUCUUCUUGCUCGGGUUAUUAUUACAAUGAUGUACAGCCUCACAACUCCUGUUGUUAAUCCAGUGAUCUACUGUUUCAAGACCAAAGACAUUAAGAACGCUUUGAUGCAGAGAUUUAAUAAUAGAAAAGUAAACAUUGCAAUCAAAACUUACUGCAAAUGA
Archocentrus centrarchus (flier cichlid) is the source of this 978-nucleotide messenger RNA. RefSeq names its product olfactory receptor 1500-like. Gene Ontology annotation, cellular component: membrane. The transcript has a single exon. The record is from RefSeq and is a predicted model, not a curated record. Gene Ontology annotation, molecular function: olfactory receptor activity; G protein-coupled receptor activity. Bases 1 to 978 code for a protein of 325 amino acids. Gene Ontology annotation, biological process: G protein-coupled receptor signaling pathway. NCBI's taxonomy places the organism in Eukaryota, Metazoa, Chordata, Actinopteri, Cichliformes, Cichlidae.